GAAGCGGUCUGGUUGGCGGCACGAUACGCUUACCUGGUCUCAGCUGUUCAGCGCAUCAGCUGAUUCGGUCGACGUUAUCGCUUAUCACCCCGCGUGGGUGACAGAUCACGGUGCCGGUUACCCUUCAAUGCGAGGUCCCCGGAACGGGACGACGCGUGACCGUUCAGUAUGUGGCUGAGGCUCAAGUGCGGAUCGGGUCAGUGUGUUUGCCACUCAAUGCGCGGCCAAGAAGGCACUCACUGCAUGCCAAGAUGGGAUCGAGUUUCUAGGUUAUGGCGCUCAGUAUGUGCACGAGGAAAUGCGGUUCAAUCCACCAAGAAGUACGGUCUGCUUACUACGCAGGCCGGAGAAGCUCUGAUAGCUUAUCGCUGGUGAAGGGCUUAUAUACCCUCCACCCGGUGGUCAGGGGAGUAGAGAAGAGCGGUGGGAGCCGCACGAGGUUAUUGUUGGACCACGCACAGAAAUUAUAGAUAUCGUUCCUGAAUGGCCAGGAAGCGAACAUAACAGUAGGAUCUUCCAAAAUUCUCGCAUAUAUAUGCGAUAAGCAAGGCGAACUAGAUGGAAUGUUUGUGGGAGAUGCUGGAUACCCCGCUUGACUCUUUUUACUUACGCCGAUUGGUAAUCCUAGAACGGAUGAAGAAAUAAGUUAUAAUACAAUUCAUGGAAGAACAAGAAGAAUUGUCGAAAGAACGUUUGGUAUAUGGAAACGUAGAUUUCCUUGUUUGUCAAAAGGACUUACUACAAAAUUAUUAACGUCUACAUCCAUUGUCGUGGCUUGUGCUGUUCUUCAUAAUCUAUUAUUGAUUUUCAACGAUAACUUAGAAGAUGAUGAUGAAAUAGUAAAUAUAAAUAAUGAUGUUCCGGUGGCCGAACCUCACUGGCAGCCUGGGGAUGGCAUUCUCAUACGAAAUGCUCUUAUCGAACGAUUGUUCAGGCCUCAAGAAUAAGAUGCUGCACAGUAACAGGUGAUGCAAUUGAUGAUGUAUACCUUGGCAUUGGAACUGACAUUGAAAUUGUUUAGACUAUCCGAUACCUUUGAUAACAAUAUGCCGCUGAUUUCACCCCACUCACCUAUACAAUUGAAGCUGAGGCGAAUUAUGCAAAUGUGGGAUAAACACUUUUUUGAAACGUAUUUUAAAGAAAAUUGUUCUACUCAAGAGGUAGUAGGAAUGAACGACAUAAUAGAGGAUAUGCCUUCAAUAACACUAAAAGAAGCACAAAUAGGAAAUUUAAAAAAAAAUUUGGUACAGGAUACUGCUUGUGAGGCUUCUGAAGAAGGUAUAAAAUAUAUAUGUGUGGGCGUGUAUGUGUGCGUGGGAACACCUACAAAUUUUAUUUGGACUCGCGAAGCUACUAAAUAUUUUUUACAAAAGUAUGCUGAAAGAAAAAAUGCUUUUCAAAAUCCAAAAAUUAAAAAAAAGACUAUAUGGGAAGAAAUACAAAAGGAUUUAACGAGCGUAGGCUAUAAUAUUUAUACAGAAAUAUUGGACAGAAAAAUGCGUAAUAUGAAGCAUUCUUUUAAAACAAUAAAAGAUAACAAUAAAAAAAGCAGUACAGGACAUGGACGUAUACAGUGAGAGUGGUAUGAGUUGAUGGAAGAAAUUUUUUUAGAAGAUACUAUUAAUAUAGGCAAUACAAUAUCAUCAUUAUCGUCAUCUUUAAACUUACCUGAACCUAAUUGUAAUGUAGAAAAUAGUAUUCGUACUAUGCAUACGAUAGAACAGCAUGAUACAUCGUUACCUACAAUCGAAAAAACUUCAAUUUCAUCCACAUUAAUGUCACUCCCUAGUGAACAAAUGCAUUCCAUUCCUGAUCCAUCCAUUCCGGGAACCUCACGGUGUGAUAAAAAUGAAUAUUUACAUAGGUCUUCCAAAUUGUUAAUAUAUACAAAAAAUUUGUUUGCUUGUUGGUUUUAUAUGAAAUCUUGUUUCCUAAAUCAUCAAAAUAAUUUAGGCAAUAAUUAUUUGCAUAAAGAUUUUAUUCAACAUGUACCACUUUGUUAUAGUCUGCGUUCACAGUCCCCUGUUCAAAAUGAAAAUGAACAAAUUGAAAAUAAAAAGCAAAAGACUCGAAGAUCGAAACAACUGUACGAGUUAAGGAAGGAUCAGAUAGAGAGUGAGAAGAAAAGAGUAGAAGCAAUAAAUAAACUGUCAGCUGCUAUUAAAGAAAGCAAUGACAUAGAAAAACGAAAAGCAACUGCUACUGAAGAAAACAACAACAUAGAGAGACAAAAAAUAGUUGCUAUUGGAGAAUAUAACAACUUCCAAAGACAAAGAAAUAUAUUAUUUGAAACUUUCAUAAAAUUGCAAAGAGAGAAAACAUGAAAAGUUCAGAGAAUUAGUUAUAGAAUCACAGAAUUAGGCCGGUAUUUAUAAUCAGAUCUUAUAUUUAAGAUCAUUUUAAGUUUAUCUUUAGACACUUUUAAACCAAUCAAACGAUCCGUAAAGUAUCUGAAGAUAAACUUAAGACGAUCUUGAAUGUAAGAUCUGACUAUGAAUACCGGUCUAGAGUUCAUAGAAGAUAAAAUAAGAAAGUAAUAUUUAAUAAUAGUAAGAUACAAUAAAAAAGACAACUUAGAGGAUCCUGCGACACGUGCGAAUCCACCUAUCGAAAAUCGAAGCGCGCUCGAGCCGGCCGGCACGGGACCGGGGCUCCUCACUGUUCGGUGAGCUACGUACUGAGGCGUAUCGGCAAGGAUCAGCCCUAAAGUUACCGAAUCUGGAGGACCAGCUGGUUACCGUUUUGGUGCUCUGGCGAGCCAGGAUCUCUCAUACUGUAAGGCCAUCACUCGGCAGCCACCGAUCUACGUAAGAUUCGGAUAAGGCGGUCGACUCUCGUGCGGGUCCGGAUAAAGGAUACCGUUUCUUGUGUGCUAUCGGUCAUCCGACAUCCGUUACCGUUAUUGCUGCUGUUUUGUGUUGAGUAACUCGAAAUAGAAAGUAGAAUCUCGUGGCCGCACGAGAGCUUGGACCGACCGGCCCCGAAUAGUAGUUAACUAAGUACGUCCCUCUCGGACGAAGCCGGCACCGACAGUCAUAUUUAGUAUAGUCGAGUCAAUUGUUACCGCGAAUAUUGUUUCCGCAUAUAUUAUCCUUGUUCUUAUUCGGGCGGAGAGCCUCAUCGGCCUCUCGCCUCGUGUAAUAGAUUUUCUAGUUUCCGCAUUUUUUUUGUCUUGAAGUCGUGUUACCGUCUCAAUUGAAAAUAUUUACGAAUUCGUUGUGUUCAGAUCAUUUGAUUAAAGUCACUUGUUUUUACUGUUACCGUAUCUUCUAAUCACCGAAGAAAUAUGACUGAUUGUUUAUCUGUUUAAAAAUUGAGUACCGAAUCUUUUCUGCGACCUGCCUCGAUCCGACAUCUCCACACGUCUCAUCUACUUAAGAAUCACGCUCCUCUACCGAGUAAAAGAGCUACCGGCUGUAGUAACGCUUUCUCUUGGGUUACCACAUUAUCGCUAAUUAUUGUGUGGCGCGAGAAUUCGCGCCUGGCGCCCAAAAUAUAGAGUUUUGUGACGAUACCGUUUACGCACGUUACCGCUAUCGUAUCGAAAGCAAUCUCGAGCAAUAUAUUAAGGAUACCGUAUACGAAAGUUACUGCUAUCGUAUCGAGAGCAAUCUCGAGCGAUAUAUUGGGGAUACCGCUUACGCAAGUUACCGCUAUCGUAUCGAGAGCAGUCUCGAGCGAUAUAUUGAAGAUACCGUCCCGCGAGUUACCGAUAUCGUUGGGGGAAUUUUUCAAGUUCCAUUUGGGGGAUACCGUUUUUUGAAGCUUCCGAUUUUCGUUGAGAAAGCGUCACUUUCAGUAAAGGUUACCGCUUAAUUGGGCGUAGCCUCCUCGGACCUGGCGGUUCCCGAGGGAAAGCAACGUCGCAGCGCAUUCGUUACUGUGUCUGUUUGGACUGUGUUCGUUUGUUACUGUGUCCGUUUAUUACUGUGCGCAUCUGGGACUCUUUCAUAAGUUCUAAUUUAAUAUGAUGUGGAAGAAGAACUUUUGAAGGCUCAACUAACGGUUCAUUUAUGAUGUUUUUAAACUCAAAUUGCAAAGACGUCUUUGUCGGCCAUUCCUUAUGUAACCUGGUUAUUGACCCAAUAAUAUAAAAGAAUUUCCCCA
Monomorium pharaonis (pharaoh ant) is the source of this 4107-nucleotide messenger RNA. RefSeq lists its product as uncharacterized. The transcript is spliced from 7 exons. Lineage: Eukaryota; Metazoa; Arthropoda; Insecta; Hymenoptera; Formicidae. The record is from RefSeq and is a predicted model, not a curated record. Bases 969 to 1577 code for a protein of 202 amino acids.